AUGCUGUGCAACAACCCGCUGCGUGAGAGCCUCCAGCUUAUUCGUGAAUCGUUACACCGUGGUGCGCCAGCUUCUACGGAGUACAUGAGAGAGAAGAUGGCUCGAUGGGAGGGAAAGAGCAAAUACGUAAACAGGACGAGAACAAAUGUCACGGCUUCGACGUACGCAUUCGACGCUCCGCACGAGCCUCGACGACGGUCCGUCGCCGACCACGUACAUACUGUACUAACCGGCCACUAUAACGACCACCACGUCAACGACGACCACGACGACGAGAGCACCCGAGCCAUCCCUGCGCGCGCCUGGGGGAGCGAACAGGCCCCCCGACGAACGGUGGAGAGCGGGCGUAUCCAGAGCGGAGCGGCACACGGUCCAUGCGGCCUGCAUCUUCUCUGCUGCAGUGCUACGCACAUACUACAUACAGACAUUAGUACAGUACGUACGUGGCACGUACUCCAUCUUCCACCAACGGCGCUUGCUUCCCCUGCCGCCGCCGUCAUGGACCUGAAGGCGCGGCUCAGCCGAGAUCCUUGA
Messenger RNA from Purpureocillium takamizusanense, 534 nucleotides. RefSeq lists its product as uncharacterized. Lineage: Eukaryota; Fungi; Ascomycota; Sordariomycetes; Hypocreales; Ophiocordycipitaceae. The transcript has 2 exons. The record is from RefSeq and is a predicted model, not a curated record. Bases 1 to 534 code for a protein of 177 amino acids.